CACCACAUACUGGAGAAUUCUGUUAUACUGGAUUUGUUUCUCAGCUCACUAUCAAACGUCAACGUCAAAAUUCCGAUAAGUGUCAAAGGCGUCAAAGAGAGUUCUUUCGCCAUUCGCUUCAGUUGGUUGUUUUAAGUUUUGCGGCUUCGCGUGUGUUUUCGGUGUUUUUAAUUAGCGCUUUUCAGUCUCGAAAAGAGGUGAAUUCCUCAUUAGUCCGGAACAGAUAAGGAAACAAAGAAGAGAGUUCCUGAAUAUGAGAUUACCUCAGUAAUUACUUUUAAAUUGCCCAAUGAGCUACUUAAAGCGUAAAUUCAAGAAGAUACUUAAAACAUUCCACAACAAAAUGAAUGGAAUGUCGAAUACCGAAUCAAAUAAUAUAUCUGAGAAUCAAGACAUGAUCUCCAGACCUAGGAAGCCACCCUCGCUGAUAAAGACUGUUAUUAAUAUAAUCCACCGAUUUCUAAUUGUAGUAUUAAGAGCUAUACUAGAUUUCUGGUACAAGGGCAAAGAAAAAUCAAUGCCACCAAUUGAAGAUCUACUGCUAUUGGAAUCGGCAACAUCUUUGGCGCACAAAAUUCGAGUACAAAAGAUAACCAGCGUGCAAGUACUCAACUCAUUCAUAGAGCGAAUUAAAAAAGUGAAUCCAUUACUUAAUUGUGUAGUAGAUGAAAGAUUCGAUGAAGCACUCGUGCAAGCAGCCGAGGCGGAUAGCCUUAUACAAUCUGGCGUGCAUACUGAAAAAGAAUUAGAAGAGAUUUUCCCAUUUUUGGGGGUACCUUUUACAACUAAAGAUUGUAUAAUGGUUAAAGGAAUGUUGAAUACAGCUGGUUUGUAUAAACGAAAAGAUUUCCGCGGGGAUGACGAUGCAGAUGCUAUCAAGUUAAUUCGAAAAGCUGGUGCUAUACCAAUUGCAUUGACAAAUGUAUCAGAAUGUUGUAUGUGGUGGGAAAGCUCAAAUACUGUUCAUGGUAGAACAAAUAAUCCGUAUAAUACCACGAGAAUUGUCGGAGGAUCAAGUGGUGGAGAAGGAUGUUUACAGGCUGCAGCUGGGUCUCCACUUGGCAUAGGUUCCGACAUUGGAGGCUCCAUACGAAUGCCAGCAUUCUUCAAUGGAAUAUUUGGUCACAAGCCAUCACGAAAUAUUGUUUCAAACAAAGGCCAAUACCCAAUACCGAACUGUGAAGAACAGAAUUCAUUCCUAGGAAUCGGACCAAUGUGUCGCUUUGCCGUCGAUCUUAAGCCAACAUUAAAAAUCAUAGCCGGAGAGAAUGCUAAACUGUUGAAUCUCGACGCUCCCGUUAAUUUGGAAAAUGUGAAGUUUUUCUAUCAAGAAAGCGACGGUGGUGGAUUUAUGAUAUCACCAGUUGACGCUGACCAACUUGCAGCACUACAAAAGGUUGUGAAACACUUCGAAAGGGCGUUCAAAGUCAAACCUAAGAAAGUACAAUUUGAACAAUUCAAACAAGCAGCAACCAUUUGGCUUGGAAAUAUGGCGGAUAAUAGUGGAAUAGACUUUGCAACGCAACUGGGGAAUCUAAAGGAACGUAUAAGCCCCGGCUGGGAGAUGUUGAAAUGGUUUUUCGGUUGCUCCAAACAUACUUUUGUUGGUCUUUUAACUUGUUUCGCUGAGGACAAUGGCGUUAAAUUUGGAAGUGAGAAACAUAAGUAUCUUGUGAAAAAACGUGAUGAUCUACGAGUGGAAAUGCAAAAGAUGUUAGGCGACAACGGAGUAUUUUUGUAUCCGACACAUCCAACCGUAGCACCGUACCACAAUGAGCCUAUUGCACGGACAUUUAAUUUCACAUACACAGCUAUAAUAAAUGUAUUGGGUUUUCCGGCGACGACGAUACCGCUUGGAUUGGGAAAGGAAGGAUUACCAUUGGGUAUCCAGGUUGUGGCUAAUUUUAACCAGGAUCGACUAUGUUUGGCGGUGGCAGCGGAAUUGGAGCGUGUGUUUGGUGGUUGGGUUGCACCUGAGAUUCUUGCAUAAAUUAACAAAACUAAAUGUGAAUGUGUUUAUGUUGAUUCUAUUGUUGAAAAUAAAAUUGAAUUUAAAGAUAAUUUUGAUAUAUAUAUAAUAUAUAUUUUAUAAUAAAAUUUGUAAAGAAUAUUCGAUAAGUGGAAUAAACAAAAUUGCUCACA
Molecule: messenger RNA, 2142 nt
Organism: Hermetia illucens (black soldier fly)
Lineage: Eukaryota; Metazoa; Arthropoda; Insecta; Diptera; Stratiomyidae
Product: fatty-acid amide hydrolase 2-like
Exons: 6
Coding region: 290-1990 (566 amino acids)
Source: RefSeq, a predicted model, not a curated record